AUGGAGAUCGAUCCCCGCAAGUUCUCUGGACCAACUUUCGAAGCAUUGGUUGAGUUUUCAAAGAGGAAUGACGACUCCUUGUUAAAUGCGGUAUCAAAUCGAACACCAGCGGAACUGGCUGCAAUUGUAAUUGGUAUACCUGUAUUUGAAGUGUAUGCGGACCUCCCUGAAUGUGAAAUGCUGCUGGAAGCAAUGGAGAGAUUGAAGCGAAAACAGAAAAGGGAUAUCGCAAGAAUUACAUGGUGGAUGAAUAAACACCUACCAACAAUAAAGUAA
This is a messenger RNA of Cooperia oncophora, 276 nucleotides long. The record is from the annotation of a GenBank genome assembly. Lineage: Eukaryota; Metazoa; Nematoda; Chromadorea; Rhabditida; Trichostrongylidae.